Cucurbitaria berberidis CBS 394.84 is the source of this 1217-nucleotide messenger RNA. RefSeq lists its product as uncharacterized. Lineage: Eukaryota; Fungi; Ascomycota; Dothideomycetes; Pleosporales; Cucurbitariaceae. Bases 40 to 1149 code for a protein of 369 amino acids. The record is from RefSeq and is a predicted model, not a curated record. The transcript is spliced from 3 exons.
AACGGCUCCUGCGCUCCACUUCCUCACUACCACCAUGAUAUGGAUGGCCAGCUGCAUCUCCAUGCAGGCCUCGCCAAUUCCUCUUUGCGCCCAAAUCUCUAUCACACCAAGUCCGGGACACGCAUAGUUUCAAAUCACGACCCGAACAAGAAGUCACAUCUACACAAGCACAAGUCGCACCGGCAUCAUCACCAACAUGACGACCAAGAGCGGCAUAGCUCAAGCAGGCGUCAUGCAGCGAAAGAAGCUGUGCAGUCUGCUCUGCAGAUAGAGCCUCCGACGAGCUUCGGCGACUUGCUAAGGCAGACAAGAGGUAGUAAAGAGACCAGCCCGAGCCAUAGUCGCAAAGGUAGUGUUGCAACGGGUCAGGCCGACGGUAAUGCGAUUGCAAAGGAGGAUGGUGAUGGGGCGUUCAUGAUGCCACCUCGGAGGCCACUCCGAGCGGAAGAUGUGGAGAAAGAGGCAAAGAGGGUUGAAGCUAGGGAACGAGACCUCCGCAGUGCCCUCCAAUCUCUUUCCGAUCAGUCCCUCAAGACAUCCCGCCGCCUCGACGAUACAUAUUACUCUAUCCUCGAGAAGCUAUCUGUCCUCCGACAGACUAUCGGGAGUCUACAAGAGCUUUCUGGCUUGACGAAGGAGCUGCAUGAUAACUUUGAAACGGAUACAAAGGAACUGAUCGAACAUGUAGAAGGGCAGUUCGAAGGCUUUGGUGACUUCAAGGCCCAGCAAGAGCAGGUCAAUGGACUAGAAGAGCGGAUCAAAUCGGGGAGGGAGAAGGCAGAGCUAUUAACGACGCGACUUACGAAGGCGAAAGAGCAUGUUGAUUCCAAGGCGAAAAGUGAAGCACAGUGGGAGGCUAAGAACACACGUCGUCUUCGCAUCUUCUGGGGCAUACUCGGUACCAUCACCGCCUUGAUAUUCGCUCUAGUCCUCUUCCACCAGUUCAAACCAAUUCAUAUCCCCAAAGACCAGAAGACUUCGCUCGACUUUGCUUCCAGGGCCAAAAUUAUGGACGCGCCGAUACCAGAUAUAGCGAAAGAGGCCAUCAUAGGAUCAACGCCAAAGAUAGCGACAUCAAGUAUCGAAACAUCAGUUGCUAAUCCUCUAUUAGAAGAUGACGAGCGGUUGCGUGGAUUUGAUGAGCUAUGAUGUUGUGUUUUUGAGUUUUAGAUACCCCUACUGCUGAGCUCUUUUUAAUUCAAAAUUAUGCUUCUUUU